AUGCCCAACAUAGGUUUUACAGCCAUCACGGCCACGAACCCCAUCUGGCUCAUAAAGACGCGACUGCAGCUUGAUGCCAGGAACCGUGGCGAGCGGCAAAUGAACGCGUUCGAGUGCGUGCGGCGCGUGUACCGGGCGGACGGCUGCCGGGGCUUCUACCGGGGCAUGUCGGCCUCGUACGCCGGCAUUUCAGAGACUGUGAUCCACUUUGUGAUCUACGAGAGCAUCAAACGGAAGCUGCUGGAGGCCAAGGCUCCGCCCAUGGACGACGACGAGGACUCUUCCAAAGACGCCUCAGACUUUGUGGGAAUGAUGCUCGCCGCCGCCACGUCCAAGACCUGCGCCACCACCUUAGCUUACCCUCACGAGGUGAUCCGGACGAGGCUACGCGAGGAGGGAACCAAGUACCUCUCCUUCUUCCAGACUCUAACCACAGUCCCCAAAGAAGAGGGCUAUCGGGCUCUGUACCGCGGCCUCACCCCGCACCUGGUCCGGCAGAUCCCCAACACCGCAAUCAUGAUGUGCACCUACGAGUUUGUGGUCUACCUCCUCAACGGAUAG
This is a messenger RNA of Knipowitschia caucasica, 561 nucleotides long. NCBI's taxonomy places the organism in Eukaryota, Metazoa, Chordata, Actinopteri, Gobiiformes, Gobiidae. The record is from the annotation of a GenBank genome assembly.